Molecule: messenger RNA, 4308 nt
Organism: Coccidioides immitis RS
Lineage: Eukaryota; Fungi; Ascomycota; Eurotiomycetes; Onygenales; Onygenaceae
Product: C2H2 transcription factor, variant
Exons: 3
Coding region: 2033-3334 (433 amino acids)
Biological process (GO): regulation of DNA-templated transcription
Source: RefSeq, a predicted model, not a curated record
CGACGUUUUCGACUAGUUCAACCUUCCCUCCAUCCUUGGGUGUGCGACGAACCACGAGUCCAACACGCUUCCGUCCUGAUCUUUCGAAAUUACCGCCAGAAAAAAAAAUAAAAUAAAACAAAAUAACUUUGGUACUAAAGCCUUAGUGCGCGUGGGUCGUAUCGGUGGGCCACCAAAAGUCACAAGAAAAAAAAAAAAAAAAAAAAAAGAUCUCACCAAACUCCAUCCGAGGCGGGAGGUCCAAGCUCAUUCCACACCGGCUGCUCCUUUUGCAAGACCACGGAGAGGUAAGAGGUUUCUCGCCUCCAGCGGCAGCAAAAAUCGGGAUUCUCACCAAGGAGGGUCGACAAUCCGCAUCAUCGCCGUUCCGCGACGUUUUUAGCUUUGGCCCUUCGUACACAGUACAUCCAUUCGCAUCGCGUUGCCUCACAAGCCAACGAUUAUUGCCCGCGACGGCUCUCGAAGCAAAGCAAUUUCUCCACACCCCUGCUUGGGACUUGAGGACGGAGCAGGGUGACCCAAUCUCGUCGAGUGGAGCCCUGUUGCUUUAUCGGAUUAUCAAAUUCCGCCAAAACUCGUUAGCCAGGAUUCCCACCUCGACUUGGCCCCCAAAUACCAAGGCUUGAUCCUGGCUCGACUCUUCUCCCUGGCAGUCAACGAGCUUUCCUUCUCCACAUCCGCCGCGAUCUGGCAGCGCCGGGUUCGACAUCCUGACGAGGUCGAAGACAGGGGAUAUUCAUAACAAACGCGGUUGGUUUUUUUUUUCUUAAGAAAAAAAGGAGAUUACAGAGAGCCAGGGAAGGGAGGCUCCCCAUAGGGCACGUGUAAUUUUAUAUACGUGAAUCUGAAAGCUCUCCCACAUCCUCACUAACUUUUGUGUGGAGCAAGAGGGGUAAGGCAGGAAAAGGGACAGCAAGAGGAAAAAAAAAAAAAAGGAAGGGAAAAUUACGAUCUCCACCCUUCACAUCGAUUUCAUCGUAUCCGCCAGCAAACCAGGGGACUCUCAGGCUCGUUUGGGUUACUUUCGUACGGUCCAGAAGUGUACAAACAUCGGUACCGUUUUAUACACACCUCACGCAUAACAUCUUGGUACAUUUAACUCAGCACAAGCGUCCGCCAAACUAUUAUUUUUCUUUUCUUUUUGACGCUACAACUGUCUCUGCCUAUCCUCUUCCCUGCGGAACGGUUCCACCGUUGGUUCAACCACCCCGUCGGCUAUCCCCCUUCAACCAUACCAAACUCUGCAAGAGACCUUUGGGUCGCGUUGGCUUAUCGGCUGCUCCUGCUGCAGGUCCCACUGCAAAAGACCAAUCUUUGCCGGUCUAAAAUAUUUCAACCUUUCUCCAACUGGCUCGAAUUUAGUUCAAAAACUGAGAGUUGCCACCGCUGCACCAUCGUCUCAAAAAACACUCCGUCAAAAAAUCCCCCCCCCAUCGUAUUCUGCCCUCGACAUCGAACCUCGCCAAUCCAGACCUUUCCCCUCCUGGACUACUGCGUUUCGUUGCCUUUGCCGCUGAAGAUCGCGCUCUUAAGCAUCGCCAUCCCGACUUCGCGCGUGAGACGGCCCAUACUUGGUUUGGUCUGGUUCUUCAGGCAUAACUUAUUUUCUGUGGCUCUGCUCCCUGGAGGUCUUUCUCGCUAAGAGGAAACUAAAAAGGGGUCUAAAAAGAAGGCUUGGUAGUUGGACCAACACAAGUUUCCACGCGAUUUGUUUGGGGUGCAGCCCACAACACCAAUUACCUCGCCAAACCUUUGAAGGACUAGCCUGCGGUGUCGAGCACCCUGUUUCGCGCCCGCAGGUUGGAACCUAAAAAGGAACACCUUGCUUUGGUCACCGUCUACUAUAUUGUGAACCGGCGCUCUUUCGUGACCGGAACACCCCUUCUUUCUUCGUCUCCAUACAAUAAUAAUAUAACUGUUUCGGUUCAAUCUACUGGACUGAGCGAAGCCACCCGCCGCUAAGAUCGCGAGGUACUUGUCGGAGGAUAUACAAGGGACCUUUUUUAGUUAGGCCACACGACAAGUCUAUUAUAUGGACAGACCUGCCCAAGACUACGCGCAGUCAGGUUUGACCUCCGAUCCUCCAAACUUGGCGGAACAGGAAUCUGAACAGUCAGCCGCAGACCAGACUACUGCUGCUGCUGCUGCCGCCGCCGCCGCUGCUGUCGCGUCCCCUCAGUACAACACGUCGCAGCCGGAAAACCGAGCACCUGCUCAGUACACAGCACCCGCCGAAUCUCGAGUCACCGGCAACAUUUCUGCGUCCAAUACGCCUCAACCAGAAUAUACCCUGAAUCAGGCAGCUCAGGCUCCGCCUCCACCUCCUCCGGCAGCUACGGCACGGCCACCUGCGCCGUAUCCUGACUAUCUCGCUCGACAGCCGCAAUACCACCACGCGCCUAAUACCCAAGCCGGCGGCGCGGCAGGUAUGGCUCAAGCAACAAGUCCGUCCAUGAACCUGCAAGAUGGGCAGCAAAAUGACCAUCGCAAUCCCACGCAAAUAAAGUCUGACACGGACGUUCCUAUAGAUCCCUCGAUCGCGGCGGCGAGCCCAACCUACCCUCCUCCCUACUCCCCUUACCAACCUCAAGGCCAUGAUAUGGCUCAGUAUCAAGGCCAUCCGCCUCCACAGAUGUACGCGCGCCCAGAGUGGCCUCACCAAUACGGGCAGCACCAGCCUGGCCUUCCUGGACCCUACAGUUCUCCGGCAACCACUGUCGGAACUGCAUCGCCAGUAGCGACAGCAGGACCACGCCCAGGACAGGUAUACUCAUUCGUGCCAAUUCCCGGCUCCCAACAACACAAGCGACCGCGCCGACGAUAUGAGGAAAUUGAACGUAUGUAUAAGUGUGGAUGGAACGGAUGCGAAAAAGCGUAUGGUACUCUUAAUCAUUUGAAUGCCCAUGUCACAAUGCAAUCUCAUGGAGCAAAACGUACUCCCGAAGAGUUCAAAGAAAUCCGAAAAGAAUGGAAGGCACGCAAGAAGGAAGAAGAAAACCAGCGCAAAGCUGCAGAGGAGAGGGAGCGGGCCGCUGCUCAGAGCCAAGGAGCCGAGAAUAACGCCCCCCCGGACCCAAACAACGUGACCACGGCUCAGCAACCGCCACAGCCAGCGCCAUACCCGGCCGGCGUCCGUCCCCAGCUUCCUCCUAUCGGAUAUCAACCUGCGGACGGCCAGGUACCAAGUCAAUACAGCAACUCGACUGGCAGUGGGCUUGUUUAUCCGUCUGGGAACGGACAGAUGCCUGCGACCUAUCCUACCAAUUAUCCCCACUCUCCGUAUGGCCAAGGAAAUCAGGUCUAUCAACAGCCCCCACCACCGGCCCGUGAGUAAGAUCACGUCUCUAUUCUGUGUCGAUGUCCACUCCAGUCUAGUUUAGGCAUGGUGUCAAUCGAAUCACAUCUGGCUUGCAACAUCAAAUAUUGUUGCUGACAUCUGAACUCACAGGCCCAGAUGGCCAGCUCAACAACUAUCAAUAAAAAUGACUGGUCACGAGCAUGGAUGGCCCCGACUGAUGACCGAAAGCAUCUAGAUUAAUUCUUGGUGUUCUCCUCUUCUCCCUUCUUCGAAACAUACCCCCAGCUUCACAUUUCUACUUUUGUGCGACUAUUUAAUAGCCUUCUUUCUACAUAUUUCCUGCUAUCUUCAAUGUUUUCCUCGUGAAAGGGAGGGUCUACCCAUGCACUACUGAUACCAUUCUCCAUUUUCUACUACAGCAUCAUAUCAUUUUCCAUGUACCAUCUGGUGUUCUACGACUAAUAUUCUCCUUUUAACAUCUUGUGAUAGAAGGGAGAGAGGAUGCGUGGCGAAACAUAAAAUAAAAAUCCAGGUGCUUUAAAAAACGGGGGAAAGAACUUGUAAUAAUGUGACAAUGGAUGAUGGUUUUCGACUUGGGUGGUGGGAUGUGCAUUAAACAUUCUGGUUUUUUUCUCUCUUCCAUUUUACCCUUUUCCUUUACUGGAUGACAAGUUGAUGGCGUUUUCUUUUCCACCUUUUUGAUUUCCUCUCUUCUCGUUUACGGCCGUUUUGAGAUGCUCUAAGCCUUCUUCUUGCCAUGCAUUGGCAUUUUUAAUCUACUUUUGCCUGCAGAGGCCUGAACCUCCCCGGCCAAAUCUCCACCUUGGUCUUUUUUAUCAGGAUAGCUGGUUGGAAAGUCUGUUUCAUUCCUUAUGCGUUAGCCCUUCAUAGUGUGUCGCCUCUCCCCAUACAGACAGCAAUCUCAGACUUAUUCCCCCCUGUUCACAUCUAUGGGCUUCUUACUGAUCCUUCUUGGUUUUCGCGGUAUCUUCUUCAGAUUGUAUUUCCUG